AUGGUGACUCUGUGCAGCUCUGCAGUGGCCAAGGGAUUGACCAGAUUUAUCUGCCCUGUUUACCCAGAGCCAGAAUACCAACUUCUUAUGCCACCAAGGCCUCCCAAGCAGAUAUGGUGUCCAGUCAAGACUGCCAUUACAGAUCGUGCGAAGGCACCCAAAGGCUUGAAUCUCAAUGAGCCUGAUUUGAUUAAUGAUGAUCUAUUGUCCCAAAUCGCAAGAUGCCGCGAGCGGAUUAAGGAGAAUUUCAUGCCUCAUGUCUAUAAACAUAAAUUGGAAGAGCUCCUGAUGGAGCAGAAGGGCCGCGACCUAGAACAUCUCGAAUCUAUCCUGAAAUGGGCUCAGAGCAAUGCCGACAAAUACAAGAUCACCCACAACGUUGAACAUGCUAUACUAGCCUACCGAUCUGGUGUCUUGAACUGGUGUCAUAGCUUUGUCACCUAUUGGCACAAUGGAACCCAGCUCUGCGCGCCAAGGCCCGGACCUAGCAGUCAACAGGCUGUGAUCGAAUGCGGAACGGGGUCCAGAAAGUGGGCAGCCGAGAUAUCAAUUGCUCUUCGGAUCCCUAUCAUAGGUGAUGAGCCACCACCUGGGCCCUUUGAAUUCCAGUUCAAGGAUGAUACCGGGGCCGAUUAUAUGGUUCUUUAUGACAACGACGUGGAACUACUAAGGGUCAAUCUACAAGCCAAGGGCACUGUUUACUCUAUACCUCCACUAUUGGGUGUGCUAGUGGUAACAUUGGGCGAUGGGAGCAAGAAAGCCAUGUUGGUAAGGGAAUUAGAAGUCAACAUGUGGGAUGAGCAACAGAAGCAAUAUAUGGCAGCCAGUUGGGACUCGAUACCGGUUGUCGUUCUUCCUGGGCGUGGAACAAAACGCCUGAAUGGUCCUUGGAUGCGUUGGAAGUUCUACACAGGAACAGCCCCGGAUAACUCGAACCGUUUGUGGAUAUAUGACUACAAUCCCACCAAUCCUCUUAUGCGUGGCCCGAGGCUUCCUACCGAAACCCAGGCACAAAUGGAUAGGGCAUUGCCGACUGCGCAUAAAUACGAGAGCAUUGGGAAUCAUCCUCAAUUUAACCCGGAUAUUCCGUCGGGAAAAUCGAUAAUAUAA
Molecule: messenger RNA, 1110 nt
Organism: Penicillium psychrosexuale
Lineage: Eukaryota; Fungi; Ascomycota; Eurotiomycetes; Eurotiales; Aspergillaceae
Exons: 5
Coding region: 1-1110 (369 amino acids)
Source: RefSeq, a predicted model, not a curated record